AUGGCCCUAAACCAGCACAAUGCAAAGUGCUCCAUGUGUUCAAAGUGCCAAACCCUAACUGGCACGACUUUGGUUAUCUGUCUGAAAGCCUGGUGGCGGGGCAUCACGAGUGGGGGAGGGGCGAUAGCAGCAGUGGGCGGGGCGUACGCUGGAACGGAGUGCCCCGAAGAGUCCUGUCACAAUGCAGCCGUAACACUACUCACUUUUUCUCACUUUACAACUGCUUUUAGAAGAAAAAACAACGUAAAAACAUCUGCACAGUUGUGGUGGGCGUGGAGCAGCGAGUGCGCAGCCAUGGACACCACCACCUCCCUAAAGAUGACCUCGCUGGCCGUGCAGAGCCUGUUCGGAUACGUGGAGGAGGAGAAUCUACCGGCCAUCAGAGCGCACCUGGACAAGUUCAGAGACGUGGACAGCAGGAGCGAUAAUGGACAGACUCCUCUGAUGGUGGCUGCAGAGCAAGGAAACCUGGACAUAGUUCAGGAGCUCAUUCGAAGAGGAGCCAAUGUGAACCUGGAUGAUAUUGACAGCUGGACAUCACUCAUCUGUGCGGCGAAAGAAGGACACUUCGAGGUGGUCCAGGAGCUGCUGGAGAAUGGGGCCAAUCUAGAACACCGUGAUAUGGGAGGCUGGACGGCGCUCAUGUGGGCUGCCUAUAAAGGCCGGACCGAAGUGGCUCGGCAACUUAUGGAAAAGGGGGCCAACCCUAACAUCACUGGGCAGUACAGUGUCUAUCCAAUCAUUUGGGCAGCCGGGCGGGGUCAUGCAGAGAUUGUCCAUCUCCUGCUGCAGCAUUCAGCCAAAGUCAACUGCUCAGAUAAGUACGGUACCACCCCUCUGAUCUGGGCUGCCAGAAAAGGCCAUUAUGAAAGUGUCAUGCAUCUUCUAGCAAAUGGAGCUGACGUGGAUCAAGAAGGAGCGAACUCCAUGACAGCGCUCAUCGUAGCAGUGAAGGGGGGAUACACAGAGGUUGUUAAGGAGCUGCUGAAGAGAAAUCCCAAUGUCAAUAUGACCGACAAAGAUGGAAACACUGCCCUGGCCAUUGCAGCUAAAGAGGGACAUACAGAAAUAGUGCAGGACCUGCUGGACGCUGGGACCUACGUCAACAUCCCAGACCGGAGCGGUGAGACAAUGUUAAUUGGUGCCGUUCGAGGAGGUCAUGUGGAGAUUGUGAGAGCUCUUCUGAACAAAUACGCUGAUAUUGACGUCAGGGGCACGGAUGGAAAGACGGCCCUCUAUUGGGCUGUGGAGAAAGGCAACGCUACCAUGGUUCGAGACAUCUUACAGUGUAAUCCUGAUACCGAGAGCUGCACCAAGGACGGUGAGACGCCACUUAUUAAAGCGACAAAAAUGCGCAAUAUUGAGAUAGUGGAGCUGCUGCUAGAUAAAGGAGCCAAAGUUUCUGCCAUAGACAAGAAAGGAGACACCCCCCUUCAUAUCGCCAUCAGGGGGCGCAGUCGGAAACUGGCUGAAUUACUGUUGAGGAACCCCAAAGAUGGCCGCCUGCUGUACCGUCCUAAUAAAGCCGGAGAAACUCCAUACAACAUUGACUGCACACACCAAAAGAGUAUCCUCACACAGAUCUUUGGAGCGAAGCACCUUUCUCCGACCGAGUCUGACGGAGACAUGCUGGGCUAUGACCUGUACAGCAGUGCUCUGGCCGACAUCCUCAGCGAGCCCACCAUGCAGCCCCCCAUCUGCGUGGGACUCUACGCACAGUGGGGCAGCGGCAAGUCUUUCCUGCUCAAGAAGCUGGAAGAUGAGAUGAAGACCUUUGCUGGGCAGCAGAUCGAGCCGCUCUUCCAGUUCUCGUGGCUGGUGGUCUUCCUCACACUGCUACUCUGUGGUUCAGUGGCUAUUGUCUUGGGUUUCACUGUGGAUCCUAAGCUGGCCAUAGCAGUCUCCCUCAGCCUCCUGGCCCUGCUUUAUAUUUUCUUUGUGCUGGUGUAUUUCGGGAGUCGGCGGGAGAGGGAGAGUUGGAACUGGGCCUGGGUCCUCAGCACCCGACUGGCCCGACAUGUGGGAUACAUGGAGCUGCUGCUGAAGCUGAUGUUUGUGAACCCACCAGAGCUGCCAGAGCAGACCACUCGUGCUCUGCCUGUUCGAUUCUUAUUCACAGAUUAUAACCGCCUGUCCAGUGUGGGCGGGGAGACGUCAAUGGCGGAGAUGAUUGCCACCCUCUCAGACGCUUGUGAGAGAGAGUUUGGCUUCAUGGCAACCAGACUUUUCAGGGUUUUUAAGAAUGAUGAAAUUCAAGGACAAAAGUGGAAAAAGACUUGCUGCGUUCCAUCAUUUGUCCUGUUUGCCAUUACGUUUGGAUGCCUCAUCACUGGAGUGGCCUUGUUAGCCAUAUUUAAAGUGGACCCUGAGAACCUGACUGUGAAUGCGGUCUUGAUCGCCAUGGCCAGCGUUGUGGGCCUGGCCUUGCUGCUGAACUGCAGAACGUGGUGGCAGGUCGGUGACUCUGUCCUCAACUCCCAGAGGAAACGUCUGCACAGUGCUGCCAACAACCUGCACAAGCUCAAGAGCGAAGGAUUUAUGAAGGUCCUAAAGCAGGAGGUGGAGUUGAUGUCCAAAAUGGCUAAGACCAUAGAUGGCUUCACACAGAACCAAACCCGCAUGGCUGUCAUUAUUGAUGGACUGGACGCGUGCGAGCAAGACAAAGUGCUGCAGAUGCUGGACACGGUGCGAGUGCUAUUUUCCAAAGGUCCUUUUAUCUCAAUUUUUGCCAGUGACCCUCACAUCAUCAUCAAAGCCAUCAAUCAAAAUCUCAACAGCGUGCUAAGAGACUCCAACAUCAACGGGCACGAUUACAUGAGAAACAUUGUCCACCUGCCGGUCUUCCUCAACAGCAGAGGUCUGAGCACAGCCAAGAAGCUCUGUAUGACCACGCCCACCACCCUGGAGGGAGGGGCCACCGAGGGAUGGCCUGAAGAUGUGGAUAGAAAAUGUUCCCUUAACAACUUGGGCCAAGACCAGUCCAAGUUAGGAAGCAGAAAUGCCUUAAACCGCAGGGACACGUACAGGAGGCGCCACAUGAAGAGGACCAUCACCAGACAGAUGUCCUUUGACCUGACCAAGCUGCUUGUGACAGAGGACUGGUUCAGUGACAUCAGUCCACAGACCAUGAGGAGGCUACUCAACAUAGUCUCUAUCACAGGUCGCUUACUACGGGCCAAUCAGAUCCUCUUCAACUGGGACCGCUUGGCCUUGUGGAUCAACCUGACUGAAGAGUGGCCCUAUCGCACGUCCUGGAUCAUCCUGUUCCUUGAGGAGACUGAGGGCAUAUCAGACCAGGUCACUCUCAAGACCAUCUACGAGAGGAUUUCUAAGAGCAUUCCGACCACAAAGGAUGUGGAGCCUCUUCUGGAGAUCGAUGGAGACAUUCGGAGCUUUGAGGUGUUUCUGUCCUCCAGACAGCCCUCGCUCAGCGCCCGAGACGUGGAGAUGUUUCUGCCUUGUACAGUGAACCUGGACCCAAAGCUCAGGGAGAUCAUCGCAGAUGUGCGUGCAGCCCGGGAGCAGAUGCACAUCGGAGGCGUGACCUAUCCCACCAUGCCCCUGCAGGAGGCAGCAAGCCGGGGCCCUCUAGGGUACGGACAGCACACAGCCACCUGCUCCCCAAGUGGGUCGUAUGCCGGGUCUCUGCCGCCUCUCCCCCCUCAGCCUCACAGCGCCUACUUCAGUGGAAUGACCGGUCCUCAGCACCCCUUCUACAACAGGCCUUAUUUUCCCCAACCUGUGUAUCACCCGCCCCGGCAUUACUCGCACCACCCCCCCUACUCGCGCCCCUCCCAUAAAGCAGCUCAACCUAAGGACACCAGCAAUGACCUCCAUUUAAAGUUGCAGCCGCACAAAGCAAAGAAGGUGUCUCCCGGAGUUCCUCUCAGCUCUUUGAAUACAGAGGCGGUCUGUGAGCGCAUCAAAGUCAUCGAUGGAAUAGAUCAGAAAAUGCUGUCUCGCUACACUGCCACCAUCAAGAAGGCUAAUAUCAACGGGCGCGUCCUUAUGCACUGUAACCUGGACGAGCUGAAGAAGGAGAUGGAGAUGAACUUCGGCGACUGGCAGCUCUUCAGGGGGAUGGUGGUGGAGCAGAGACUCUCAGAGAGCCAGGCCCUGCUGCAGGAGGAGUCCCGGGCCCCCAGUGAGCAGGGCAGUGUGCUGCUGCACCCUGCGACCCGGGACCUUAGGGAGGCCCAGGCCUUUAGUCUGAACCUGAGCUUUGAGGAGCUGACCGCAACGGGUCUGGACGAGGCCCCUCGCCACAGCAACGGCUACAGCUACAGCGGCUCCAACUGGCCGGUUACAAAUUACCGCACUACAAGCAUGUCCAGCCUCGGCUCGCAGGAAUCCUCUGUGGACUUCUGCAAACUGAGCGAUCGGCAGCAGACCAAGUACAAUGACGCCUACAGAGAGUACAUCUCUCAGGUGGGACAGCUGGAGGGGGCUGGGGCAGAGUGCACUGAAGACCAAACUGCCAAGGAAGUCUGUGAGCACGACAGCCGCCCUAAGUCCUUCUCUAAGCCGGGCUGCAAAGGAGGCGACCCUGCCGACUUCUCUGGGAACGACAUCCAGCAGCUGGACCCCAUCAGCGAGGAGGACGAGAAGCUGGACCACAGCACUUCCUCCAGGCUGAAAGGAGACUUGUACCAAAAGCUGCCCAGCGAUGAGGACUCUGGCCCGGAGGAGGACAACACCACGCCCCUGCUGCACAAGGAGAAGGAGUCUGCGGCGCACAGAGCCUCCGGAGCGCUCAACAAACCCAGCUUUCUCUCCGACAUCCUGCUCGACAAGAAGGACUCAUCUGACUCCGGGAUGCGCUCUAGCGACAGUUCUUCUGACCGUUCUCUGGAGGAGGUGGACGCUCCUAAAGCCAACCUGCUGGAGCUGGAGGGGCUGGUGAAGAGGGCUCCGAGCGGGCUGCCCGAGAGCACGCUGGCCCGCAUGUCCAUCUGCUCCGAGGCUGCGUCCGAGGCCAGCCUGAUGGCCAGCAGCCCCGACGGCGACUGGCCCUCCGACUCCAUCUCCAACCUCAACGACAACCACGCACCACCCACCAACACCAACGCCAACAGCACAGACACGCCCACUAUUCUCAUCGCCCCUGGCAACGCCUCCACUACCACUACCAUCGCUAGCAUCCACCACAACCGCAACCUGCAGUCCAUCAGUCUGGGGGACGAGCGAGAGAGUGUGCUGUGA
Molecule: messenger RNA, 5202 nt
Organism: Knipowitschia caucasica
Lineage: Eukaryota; Metazoa; Chordata; Actinopteri; Gobiiformes; Gobiidae
Source: the annotation of a GenBank genome assembly